This is a messenger RNA of Nasonia vitripennis (jewel wasp), 2745 nucleotides long. It is a transcript of the gene Not10, whose product is annotated as CCR4-NOT transcription complex subunit 10. Gene Ontology annotation, cellular component: CCR4-NOT complex. The record is from RefSeq and is a predicted model, not a curated record. The coding region runs from base 265 to 2562 and encodes 765 amino acids. Gene Ontology annotation, biological process: mRNA catabolic process; negative regulation of translation. NCBI's taxonomy places the organism in Eukaryota, Metazoa, Arthropoda, Insecta, Hymenoptera, Pteromalidae. The transcript is spliced from 9 exons. Gene Ontology annotation, molecular function: protein binding.
CGCGCGCGCAAGACGGCUCCGACACGAGCGCAGCAGUCAGCACAUGACAGUAUUCUGUGCGACACAGCUGCCGUAACCGGCCAGUCGACGAUAAUAUAUAUAUAUAUAUUCGCAAUAUCGCGCACGCACUUUGUGUAUAUGUGUAUAUAGCAUACAUUCGCGCGCGCGCGCGCUCAUAAUAACCUUAAAAAACCGUGCGUUCGCCGACGCGAAACAUAAACAAACCGUCGACGUUUGAAUGAACAGUCGCAAAAUCCAUCAGCCAUGAACAGCGGGGAGUCAACGCUGGACGCUAUCAGCGGUCGGGAUGUACACAGCGGUGGGGUAGGUACGACGAACAACCCGGUCAGUGAACAGGAACGCGAGUUGGCCCGGGAAGCUCUGGCGGAGUUCGUCCGGGCCGACUUUCAAGCCUGCUCCGCUAUUCUCGAGAAGCUCGAGGCGCUGCGACCUCAGGAUCUCAAGGUCACCCACAACAAGAUCAUCUCGGAUUUUUACCGGAGCUGCGAGCCCCAACGGAUGGAGAUACUCCGCAAGAGCCUUAAUGCGAUAGACGUAGUGCGGCCGUCUAACGCACAAAGCUCGGAAUCCGAGGAGGCCGAAAGGAGCAUGCUCAAGUACAACCAGGCUGUGAUUCUCUUCCAUUCGAAGAAGUACCGGGCCGCUCUCGACAUAGUCACCAGUAUCUUUGCACUCAACGAGCCCUUGGAGGAGUGUUUCGUGCACAAGAUUUGUAUGAUACUGCUGGAGAUACACCUGAUAUUGGGGAAGCCUGAUACGGCGAUGCUACUGGUCCAUUUUGUGGAAAAUCAGUUUACUUCCUUGCCGGAUUCAUCAAAGUCAGUGCUGGGCGAACAAGGACAGAAUCAGAAGCAUGAGGGUCUGAUCAAGGCUAAUUCAAAGACGACAGCCAACUUGGCUGCAGAAAAGGAGCAGAAAAAAGACAGCAUGGAUGUGGCCGCUGAAGCCUUUAGGAUAAAGCUGAUGAAGUUCAAAUUGAGGAUCUAUUUGAAGACUCUUCAGGUUAAACUUUGCAAGAGGGAGUGGAAGAGUUUGGUGUCUUUAGGGAUGCCAACUAAUCUUUCCACAAUUUUCUUAAAGGCUAAUUUGGAGUACUUGAGAAAAAAUUUUAAAAAGGCAAUGAAAAUAUUGAAUUCCAUCAACAGCGAGACGUGUCCAGAUUUCAGAUCCAGUGGAGAAUCUAUUGCUGUGUUGUAUUAUAAUAACAUUGCUAGUCUUCAUUUUGCCAUGGGAAAACCACACUUGGCAUGUUUCUAUUUGAAAGCAGCACUGGAGGAAAAUAAAAAAUCCAUUGAGAGUGUAAAAGGAAAAAAAGAUGCAAAUAAUUCUAACUCUACAGAUUCAUCCACCCAAACUACAAUGCCAAUUCAUACCCAAGGAAAAUACAAACAUUAUGAAUUAAUGUACAGUUUAGGUGUAAGUUUACUUUAUACGGGUCAAGCUUCAAAAGCUUUCAAUUGCUUCAAUGAAGCAUCACAAGUAUAUUACAGAAAUCCAAGACUUUGGCUAAGAAUGGCUGAAUCCUGUAUAAUGUGUCAUAAGUCUUCCAAUAAAGUUGAUUUUGAUAUUGCUGCAAAGCGUAAAGACAUUGUUGAGAGAGUGAUAGGAGAUAAUGAAAAUGGAGUCAGCAGGAAAUUCGUUUUAGCAUCUUCUCUAACCAAAAAUUGUAAAUACAACAAUGAAGGACAAUCUUAUGCAAUACCACAACCAACAUUAGAGUACGGAAUGCUGUGCCUAAAAAAUGCACUGUUUCUAUUACCUAUGGCAGAAAAAGAAGAUUCAGGUGUACCACAUCCAGCUUUUAAAACCUGCAUUCCACAAGAAGAAGGGCUGAAAAAAACAUCAGGGAAUCAACCACAAACUUUACUUGGAUCACUUUCACCUCCUUCUCAGAAAAUAGGUAAUCACAAUGUUUCGAGUUCACAUAUAGAUAACGCGCCGAAAAUUGCAUCUCAACCUUCUCAAUGUACCAUAACAGAAAACUUAAAUUUAAAAAUCAGUAUUUUGGCUGCUAGUUCUUAUAUUUCAUUGUGCCUGGGUGAUUAUGUAGUGGCAUUGGAACAUGCCAAAUCUUUACUCAGUAUAAAGAAUUUGCCAGGUGCGCAUUGGUUACUUGGUAAUCUAUAUGCUGCAGAAAGUCUCAUUUUCUUAGAUAGAAUUUUUGAAGCUUUAGAGCACUUGAAACUUGAAAGUCUUCAAGAUCUUAGUACCUAUAUACCAAUUGGAGAAGUUGUUGGAGAUAAAGAAAAAGUUGUUGAAGAAGUUAUUGAACAAAAGCCAAGCAAAGUUUCGUGGUAUCCAUCAAAUAUAGCUACAGCUAAAUCAAUACUUCGAUAUAAUCUAGCUGUUGCGUAUGCUAUUCGCGGAGAACUCGAUAAAUCAGGAGAAAUUUUGAAGCAGGUUUGGACGUCGAAAGGUCCUGACUGUGAUGUGCCUAUUCACGUUAUCAUGUUAGCUCUUUACAUUGAAUUACAACUAGGUAAUAUUGAUGUUGCACGUUCACUGAUAAAGCAGCACUACUGUCUAGAACUACAGCAAUAACACUGAACCAUUUUAGUCAAAUUUUUUUAUAUGAAUUUGUAAAAAUAUUUGUAUAUACUAGAUUUAUUACGUUAUUGAUUAGCACAAGGUGCUAUAUAAUGAACUUUUGUAGCUUUAGCAGUCUUUUUUUUAUUAAAUAUACAAUUGUGUACAAAUACAUGAAAACAAAUGUAACAAGAUUAA